UUACAAGGUCCCUUGAAUCUCUCUCUCUCCUCGCUCGCCCUUGCCCUUUUGGAUCUCUGUCUUUAAUUAUCAUUACACACAAAAUCUAGACAGAGAAACCAAACCCAACUUCUAGAGAGAGAGAGAGAGAGAGGAGAGAGAAGGGUUUUUACUUCAUUUUUCCUCACUGCAACAAUGGCUUUCUUGUCUUUCCUCGGCAGACUGCUCUUCGUCUCCGUUUUCAUUCUUUCGGCUUAUCAAGAGUUCAAUGAAUUUGGAGUAGACGGUGGGCCCGCAGCCAAGAAUUUGAAAUCAAAAUUCAGUGUUUUCACCAAGCACGUGACGUCGCAAACCGGAAUUCAAGUGCCACAUGUCGAUAUGAAGCAUUUGAUAUUGGGCGCCAUCGUAAUGAAAUCCCUCGGAAGCUUCCUGUUCCUCUUCGGAAGCUCGUUUGGAGCUUCAAUUCUGCUUCUGCAUCAAGCAAUAGCAGCACCGAUCUUGUACGACUUUUACAACCACGAUGCUGACAAGAAAGAGUUUACCGAGCUAUUUGUCAAGUUCACACAGAGUUUGGCCUUGCUUGGAGCGCUUCUCUUCUUCAUCGGCAUGAAGAAUUCAAUUCUGAGGAGAUCGCCGAAGAAGAAGGCAACUAAAGCGAAAACAAACUAAAGAGGAUGUCGAGUUUUAGUUGGUUUGUUUAAAAUUUGCCUGAUUAUUAUUUAUUACAGGUAUCGGUUUUUUUUGGUUAAGGUUGUUUCCUAGCAGCAUUGCAUGGUAUUUUUAAUUUUUUUUAUUUUGGUCGUCGCGCCUUCAUUUUUCGAUAUGUUAUAACUUGGGCACGGUAUACAUUUCGAAAUUCUUGAAAUUUCAAUUACACUGCAGAAAUUAUUUAAGCAAGAAUUGGGAUUUGGCCUUGAUUAAUAUUAUUAAUUUUGCUUCGGAGGUGCUAAUUUGAUCUGAUAGAUUUGAAGGACUU
Messenger RNA from Erythranthe guttata (spotted monkey flower), 955 nucleotides. RefSeq lists its product as uncharacterized. Lineage: Eukaryota; Viridiplantae; Streptophyta; Magnoliopsida; Lamiales; Phrymaceae. The record is from RefSeq and is a predicted model, not a curated record.